AUAUCUCAACCACACUACUACACUAGAUAUAUGGAGAUGGAAGCCGAAACCAAGACCAAAACGCCAAUCAAAACACAUCUGGCCCUCCUCUUCAACUCCCUCAUCCUCACCAUCGGCCAAGUCGGAGGCCCCAUGCUCCUCCGAAUCUACUUCACCCACGGCGGCCAAAAGCGGUGGCUCGCCGCCUGGACCAACACCGCCGGCUUCCCCAUCCUUCUCAUCCCAAUCGCCCUGGCCCCACGCCGCCGCCAGCUCGGCCUUCCCAGGCGGCUAUUCAUCUCAUGCGUUCUCUUAGGUUUCCUCGUCGGCUUCGUCUGCUACCUCUACGCAUACGGCGCCGCGUACCUUCCCGUCUCCGUCCACUCCCUCAUAAGCUCCUCGCAGCUCGUCUUCACCGCCGUCUCGGCUUACCUCGUGGUGAGGCAGAAGUUCACUCCGUACUCGGUCAACGCCGUCGUUCUGAUGACGCUGGGAUCGGCUGCUUUGGGGCUACACAUGGAGAAAGACGUGCCCGAGGGGGAGACUCUGAGGAAGUACGUGUUGGGGUUUUGUAUGACGGUCGGCGCGGCGUGCUUUCACGGCCUGUUCUUGACUCUGGUUGAGUAUGCUCAGGCGAAGGCGAAAGCCGGCGGCGUGGCCGUCAACUUCGAUGUGGCCAUGCAAGUUCAGUUCGUGAUUUUAGUGGCGGCCACCUUCUUCUGUACCGUUCCCAUGAUCGUAAAUAGAGACUUUCAGACAAUGAGCAAAGAGGCGGCGGAAUUCGGGCUGGGGAAGACGAAUUACUACCUCGUAGUAUUUCUGGCAGUAGUAGCAUUGCAGCUGAACAUUAUUGGUGUUCUUGGAGUGGUGAUGACAUCGUCUUCCUUAUUUGCUGGCAUCUUAUCGUCACUGUUGGUCCCAGUCCAACAGGUCUUUGCUGUGAUCUUCCUAAGAGAAGGGUUCAGCGCAGAGAAAGGGAUGGCUUUGGCACUCUGCCUCUGGGGAUUCGCUUCUCACUUGUACGGAGGUUACAAGGCCACACUAGCAAGGAAGCAACAAGAUCAAGAAGAGGAUCCAGAACCAGAAGUCAACCGCAUCGAGACUUUGCUUGAUAAACAUGAUAAUAACCAUGUUUAAUUGGCGACAAAUUUUAUUGUUUCUUUUGUUUUCUGAUCUGCUGGAAAUUUAUACACUGGGGAGGUUUAGGUUUGUGUGCCGUCAAUAAGUCAAUCCUGACUGG
Messenger RNA from Linum trigynum, 1219 nucleotides. The record is from the annotation of a GenBank genome assembly. Lineage: Eukaryota; Viridiplantae; Streptophyta; Magnoliopsida; Malpighiales; Linaceae.